CCGAAGGAAGAGUCAUUUGUUCAAUACUCUUCUGUAGAGGAUGCUAUUCAAAACAUUAAGCAGUGUGGGAAAGGAUCAUAUUGUUGCAAAACAGAUAUUUCUAAUGCAUUUCGAAUUAUCAACUUACAUGCAUCACAGUUUGAAUACUUUGGUUUCACUUGGCAAGGUCAUUGGUAUUUUGACACAUGUCUUCAGAUGGGUUGCAGUUCUUCCUGUCGUAUAUUUGAAAGGUUUAGUACAGCACUUCAGUGGAUUGCACAAGAAAAAUUAGGAAUUAAAUUUAUGACUCAUGUAUUAGAUGAUUUUCUAAUUGUUGACAAAUCUGCAACAGAGUGCCACAAAAAACUUGUGGCAUUUUUAACAGUUUGCGCCGACAUAGGUGUACCUAUGGCUAAGGAUAAGACAUUUGGUCCUAACAAGGUAAUGACUUUUCUGGGAUAUGAAUUAGACACCGAGAUGAUGGAGGCAAGGUUACCUAUUGAUAAAGUUAAAAAAUGUAGAGAUACAAUUGAACAGCUUUUACCAAGCAGGAAGAUUACUUUGAAGGACAUGCAGUCAGUGAUUGGUCUUCUUAAUUUUGCGUGUAAUGUGGUCUUGCCAGGUAGAGCAUUCUUAAGGCGACUUAUCAACACUACUAUUGGCAUUACAAAAGCAUAUUAUCGCAUUAGACUAAACAAAGAAGUAAAAGCAGAUUUAUGUACUUGGUUAGCCUUCUUGGAAAAAUUUAAUGGUAGGUCAGUUUUCUUACCAGAUAGGUGGGUUGAUUCCAAUGAAUUAAAACUGUAUACAGACGUUUCAGGAUCUAUAGGAUACGGGGCAGUGUUAGGUGGGCACUGGUUCUAUGGGACUUGGAAUGAUAAUUGGAAAAAAUGUAAUAUUACUCUCUUGGAAUUUUACCCAAUAGUGUUAGCUCUUAAAGUUUGGAGUCAUAUUUUUAAAAACAAAUGCAUUUACUUUUACACAGACAAUUAUGCCCUUGUGCAUAUCAUUAACAAGCAAUCGUCUAAGGAUAAAAGUAUAAUGUAUUUGGUUAGAGAGUUGGUGCUAAUUUGUUUGCAGUCUAACAUUUUGUUUAAAGCUAGGCAUCUGGGUACCAAGGAAAAUAUUCUAUGUGAUUGCUUGUCUCGUUUGAAGGUGCAGCAGUUCCAUCAACUUGCUCCUUGGAUGGACAAAGAACCAACAGUGAUUCCCAAUCUGCCAACAUUACCUCCUUAGAACCAGUCUUGAGGAACCUGUUGACUUCAACAUUGGCACCAGCUUCCACUCAAGCAUAUAAACGGGCAUGGUCUAUUUAUAGAAAUUUUGCAAACAAAUUUGAUAUGAGUAAUGAUCUUCCGUUGUCUCAGGAAACUUUGGCUUUGUUUAUCUCUUAUUUAUUUGCUGAAGGUUAUGCAGCCUCCUCUAUCGUAUUCCUGGGUAGAUGGAAAUCGGAUGCAUUUAAAUAUUACAUAAGACACGUGACACCAUGUUGAUAUAUGCUUGAGUGGAAGUGGAUCCUCGGAGCAGAUUUGUUUUGUUAAUUGUGUAGGAUCUCGACUUCGAAGUGAUUUUCAAAAGUAUUAACGUAUGGGGGCAUAUGUUUAUCCCUCAUCCAGAACAAUAGCGCCUAAGUCAUUUGUUAAUACUUAGGCUGGUAGGUGACAAGAUCGCGUGCAUAUAAACAUUUAAAACGGUGAGGAAGCUUACAGUGUGAAAUAUUUUUCAAUAAGAGGGCAUAUGUCUAUCCCUCAUCUAAAACAUUGCUCGAAGUAGUCCUUAAGUGAAUACCACAUACAUGUGAACUUAGUAAAAAACAGCGAAUAAGAUGAUGAUUUGCUACUAUAAGGGCAUAUGUUUAUCCCUUAUCGAACAUUCUACAUAGUGAUUCGUUAAUACUUGGGACCCACAGACAUAAUACACUAGGAAUAGUAAACUCAUUUGGUUGUGAUGGGGGCAUAUGUUUAUCCCUCAUUAGACACUUUUGAAUUCAAAUUAAUAGAAACAGUAUCUUGUCAUAUAUAUAUUUCCUGAGAAAGUUGUUUUAUUGCAUUACGGGACAUAUGUUUAUUCCCAUGUUUGUAAAUUUUACUCACUUUUGGUAUGAUUUAUGUUUGAGGUGUGUUGCCAUUUAUUUUUCCUUUAUGGGUCUGAACUUUCCCUAGUUCGGUCAAGUCAGUGGCGUUUUCAGACCCAUUUUCAUGAUUUUUCUGUUAAAUCUAAGUGGUAAUUACUGUAAAUUUGGAUUAUCUCCCUUUACAAAAUUGGUUUUAUUUCUCAUCUUGAUAUCUU
Saccostrea cuccullata (small rock oyster) is the source of this 2268-nucleotide messenger RNA. RefSeq lists its product as uncharacterized. The transcript is spliced from 2 exons. Bases 196 to 1215 code for a protein of 339 amino acids. The record is from RefSeq and is a predicted model, not a curated record. Lineage: Eukaryota; Metazoa; Mollusca; Bivalvia; Ostreida; Ostreidae.